AUGUCAAAUCAAUGCGACAUCCAAAUCAACCCGGACAUCAUCGGCAUCGGUGUCCGCAUAUCUCUCUACAUCCUCUCCCUCGCCGGCCCCAUCCUGUCCCUAUUCUCCGCGUCCGACGCCCUCCUCCGCUCAAUUGAAACCUCCAUGGGCCUAACUGGCCUCGCAGUCUUACUCACCACUUUCGUCUACUCUGGGGAGAAAACCCUUGAUUUGUUCCAUGCACUCUGCAUUUUCCAUUUGGUCGGUUUGGCUGGCGUUUCUAUCCGACCGAAGAGGGAUGUGCGUCAAAAGCAAAUCACGCAAGCAAUUUUCGAAGUCGUGUAUUUGGGUGGAACAUUAGGAUUACUUAUUUUCAUGAUCUCCGUGUUUGCACGCGCAAAGAGUUUUGGUCCGAAGCCUCAGUGCAAUGAUGGGGUUAUGUAUGUGAUGUUUGGCGUGAAUGUCUCGGCGAUUAACCCGACGUUCCGGGCGCUCUUUCUCGCAAACUUUGCCUUGAUGCUCGUUGGAUUGCCGGUUUCGUAUCUGGUCUGGUCGGCGAGAAAAGAGCGAUAUUGUUCGGAUGAGGAAGAGUUUGCUGGGAUCCGUGUGAUGAGUGACGUUGCUGGGAGGUGCUAUUUAAUUGCUAUGCUCGAACUCAUGAUUAAGAGAAACAAUACGACAUCUGAUGGGAGUGACUGGUCAUUUGGGCAGAUUUUGGCAAUGAUGAUGUUGUUGGGGCCUUUGAUUGAGUUUGUUUCGGCUUUUUUUAAGGACGGAAAUCAGGAUGAUGACGGUAAGAAAUCUGGAAAACUUUUAAGCAACCAGUUUGUUAACGUGGUUCAGGUUGGGAGUUCAAGUUCCAAUUAG
Molecule: messenger RNA, 846 nt
Organism: Lindgomyces ingoldianus
Lineage: Eukaryota; Fungi; Ascomycota; Dothideomycetes; Pleosporales; Lindgomycetaceae
Exons: 2
Coding region: 1-846 (281 amino acids)
Source: RefSeq, a predicted model, not a curated record